Bactrocera latifrons is the source of this 570-nucleotide messenger RNA. RefSeq names its product general odorant-binding protein 99b (gene Obp99b). Gene Ontology annotation, biological process: sensory perception of smell. The transcript has 2 exons. The record is from RefSeq and is a predicted model, not a curated record. The coding region runs from base 68 to 523 and encodes 151 amino acids. Lineage: Eukaryota; Metazoa; Arthropoda; Insecta; Diptera; Tephritidae. Gene Ontology annotation, molecular function: odorant binding.
CGCCACCGCUCAACAGUCGCUCCAAAUACUUCGCUCAACGUAGCUCGUUCAACGAUAACAAAUAAAUAUGAAAUUCUGCUUAGCUCUGCUGUCGCUGCUCUUGGCUGUGGUMUUCGCCGUCGCAGAUCAUGCCGGUCACUCCGAUUAUGUGGUCAAAACCAAAGAGGACUUGAUACGCUAUCGCGAUGAAUGUGUUUCGAAGUUGAGUAUUCCCUCGGAUCUGGUGGAUAAGUACAAGGAGGGGAGCUUUCCGGAUGAUGAGAAAACUCACUGUUAUUUGAAGUGCGUUUUAGAGAAGUUCGAACUGUUCGAUGAGUCAAAGGGCUUCGAUGUGCACAAGAUACACCACCAAUUGGAGGGCGCUAAUGCCGAUCACUCAGACGCUACACACGGAGCUAUUGAGAAUUGCGCAAAGGAAGCCGCUGGCGAUGACGCAUGCGUUCGUGCAUAUCGUGGCUUCACCUGUUUCCUCAAGAACAACGCACAAUUGGUGCAAGAUGGCGUCAAAAAAAGCAGCAAAUAAUGUUUUUAAAUAAAAAAAUGUGCGAAAAAUAUAUCUUUACUCCAAAA